This is a messenger RNA of Ophidiomyces ophidiicola, 753 nucleotides long. RefSeq lists its product as uncharacterized. The transcript is spliced from 4 exons. NCBI's taxonomy places the organism in Eukaryota, Fungi, Ascomycota, Eurotiomycetes, Onygenales, Onygenaceae. The coding region runs from base 1 to 753 and encodes 250 amino acids. The record is from RefSeq and is a predicted model, not a curated record.
AUGGGUCGCCUGCCCUUUCAUCAGAACUGGAUUGGUAACUUGCUUGAUGACUUCAUAAUUGAGUCUCCUGAUGGCACGAUCUGGAAACUCGGCGAAAAGCUGUCUGAAAAGGCGACCUUUUCCCCAGCAGAAAGGACUGGAACAGGAAAAGCCUGGGCUGAGGGCAUCGCUGUCUACUCUUGCCAACAAAUCAUCAAUGGGAGGGUGGUCAAUGAAGCCAUCGCCAAGGUUCGGUUUCAAGUGCCACCUGAAUACCCUACCAGUUUUAACCCAGAGGUCCGCCGCAAGCUAGCGCUAAGAGACCCUAGUCCUUGGACACAGCAUGAACUUGUCUCUUUGAGGCACUUCAACCAAAAGGGCUGCAAGGUGACCCCUAAACUACUCUAUGUCAAGCGCUCGCUACAAGAAUGGGAGCAUCUUCCUGUGCCAGGUGGCUAUGUGGUGUUUAUAUUGAUGCAAAAAGUCACUGGCGUGCCAUUGGUUGAUUUUUGGGAUUAUGACUUCGACAAACGUGAGAAGAUUAGAGCUGCAUUUCGGAAUAGCUUAACGGAGCUAUUGCGCUAUCAUGCUAGGCCGAUAGACACACACCUUGGAAACAUCAUCUAUGACGAGAAAGGGAAUAAAUGCUGGUUUGUCGACUAUGAGCACAUUUUUGUGGAUGAAGAAAAGGAGCCAAGGAAGUUCUCUGAAAAUGACUAUUUUGGUUGGGGUUUGGCAUACCGUGGGUGCAGUGCAAGUGCAAAUGAGUGGUAG